Messenger RNA from Caenorhabditis elegans, 1372 nucleotides. RefSeq names its product SRCR domain-containing protein (gene T22D1.8). The coding region runs from base 158 to 1360 and encodes 400 amino acids. The transcript has 10 exons. The record is from RefSeq and is marked reviewed. Lineage: Eukaryota; Metazoa; Nematoda; Chromadorea; Rhabditida; Rhabditidae.
GGUAUCCUUAUCAAAGUAUCGAAUAUAUCAGAAAAUCCGUCAAGGUGGCGAUUGUUCGACAUUAGAUUUUCAGCAUCGUUCGCAUACAUCUGGAAAUAAAAUUUAGAAUGUUCAAAUAGACGUAAACACAUUUCAAUUCAUUUCCUAACAAAUAACAAUGAAUAAACAAACAGUUAUACAAAAAUAUUGGUGGAAUCUGAUUAUCGGGACAAUAUUUAUGUUUAUGAUCCAAGCAAGUUCUCAAGAAUUGAAGCUCGUAGGAGAUUCAGAACUAGCUAUAUUCCCUGAAGAUGCUCAAAAAGUUUGCGAAAGUCUCAAUGGAAAUCUUGCAGUGUUGACGGAUGAAAAUAGGGAAUUUUUUGAGGAGCAACUAUUCAGAAACUGUACACCUCAUUCAGAUUUUUGUCCUAAAAUGUGUGUUUUUGAAAAUUCAUCAGAUAAUCAAUUAGAAGAACUCAAAAUACCAAAUGGUGUGAUUAUGACACAACCAGUUCAUCUCGGAGACACAUUGCACUUGAAACUGAAAAUGGAAAAUAAAACAAUGGAAGUCUUCCAACUAUCUAAUGCAAUUAUCGAAGAUAUGGAAAAAGGAUCAGAGCAACAAGUUUUUUUAGAAUUAUCAAUUUACAAUAGAUACGUUGAUAAAAGUAAAGCUAUAAACCAUACAAAAGCUCAUAAAGUUAAUGUUGGAUAUGGUGAACUUACAAUAACAGAAAAAUGGGAACGAUCUAAACAUCUAGUAAAGCCGCACAGGCUUGACAUAGAUCAAUCAGGAGAUCCCACAAUAGACUUGAAAUUAGAAUUCACCAACGAUCAACUGUUGAGCAUCAGUUCUCCCCAAAGACUUGGAAUAAAUAAAACAUUUGAAGCUCCAAUUGGAAAACCGACAGGAAGGGUGUACUUCAGAAAAUUUUAUGAAAGUCAACUAUUAGAUGCUUAUUUCACAAGAGGAAACUGUUCGAAAACUGAUUUUUACUUCUUCCCUGAGAAUCGAACCGAUGGAUUUGUGAAUUGUCUUUACACGCGAUCGCGAUCUUUGUCAAUUCCAGUGUAUAGUUGCCGGAGUGCUAGAUAUGCGGCUUGUAUGGAUAUUCGUGAUCCAAGUGUUUCUACAACUACAGUACCCCCACCAGUCAGUUCAACGAGUAUUCCGGUUACUAUAACUUCAACUGUAACCACUACGACAACUACAGAACAGGAAUCUCCGUAUUACUUUUAUGCAGAAUUAAUAGAUGAAGAAGAAUUCCUUUUUAUAUCAAUUGGUGCUCUUUCCAUUAUUUUUACAGUCGGUGCUAUAGGAUUCCAAAUUAAGAAGACCUGUCAAAGUGGUAACCUGAAAAAUGUGAAGAAACGAAAAUAAAAUAGUUGUUCA